AUGAAGUGGACGCUGUUCUUGCUGUUGGUGGGCGCCGUCGUUCUGGCCGCAGCCCAGGAUCUGGAAGAAGAUAACGAGCUAUUCGCCGAAGACCAGCAGGACGAAGCUUCAACUGCCGAGGAUAAUAGCAGCACCGAGGAGGACGAAGAUGACCAAGUCAAUCUUCGCGUUGUUCGAUCGGCUGCUGCCCAGUCAGAAGGAACCGGAAGGGUCCGCAACAGGGGAGCAGCUGCCAGAGGGAACGCCGACCAGCAGCAAGGAGACCGACGCCGUCGGGGAGAAGGCAAAGCUUGCCGUUACACCAAAGGCGCCUGGUCCGAAUGCAACACAGCCACCAACCAGCGCUCACGCAGCCUCACGCUGAAGAAGGGAGACAGCAGCUGCGAGCAGUCCAAGACCAUCACCAAAAAAUGCAAAAAAGGUCAAUCACCAAUUCAUUGA
This is a messenger RNA of Daphnia pulex (common water flea), 441 nucleotides long. RefSeq lists its product as uncharacterized. Gene Ontology annotation, molecular function: heparin binding; growth factor activity. The transcript is spliced from 2 exons. Gene Ontology annotation, biological process: mesoderm morphogenesis. The coding region runs from base 1 to 441 and encodes 146 amino acids. Lineage: Eukaryota; Metazoa; Arthropoda; Branchiopoda; Diplostraca; Daphniidae. Gene Ontology annotation, cellular component: extracellular region. The record is from RefSeq and is a predicted model, not a curated record.